Messenger RNA from Vombatus ursinus (common wombat), 2512 nucleotides. Its product is annotated as L-amino-acid oxidase-like. The transcript has 7 exons. Bases 57 to 1727 code for a protein of 556 amino acids. NCBI's taxonomy places the organism in Eukaryota, Metazoa, Chordata, Mammalia, Diprotodontia, Vombatidae. Gene Ontology annotation, biological process: amino acid catabolic process. Gene Ontology annotation, molecular function: L-amino-acid oxidase activity; polyamine oxidase activity. The record is from RefSeq and is a predicted model, not a curated record.
GACUGAAUCUCCAUAAGAACAGCGCAAAGCUCACAUCCUAGCAUGCCUAUGGUGUCAUGGAGAUGUGGGGUGUCUUUACCUUGGCCUUCCUUCUGGCCACUCUUAGUUGCCAUGGCUACUCUGACCUCCUUGCCAAGUGCUUCCAGGACCCUGAGUAUGAAGCUAUUCUGAAAACUGCCCAGGAGGGGCUUGGGACCCCUGCCUCUAAGGGGCAUGUCCUGGUGGUAGGAGCUGGGAUGUCUGGAUUGAUAGCGGCCAAGACCCUUCAGGAUGCUGGACACAAGGUGACAGUCUUGGAAGCCACGCACAGAAUUGGGGGAAGAGUGGAAACAUUCUGGAGUCCAGAGAAGAACUGGUACAUUGAACUAGGUGCUAUGAGGUUGCCAGCCAACCACAGACUGGUCCGAUUCUACGUGGAGAAGCUGGGUCUGAAACUGAACCCUUUUAUCCAGUCUAGUAACAACACCUGGUUUUAUAUCAACGGCCGCCGGCAUAGGACCUCAGAUGUGUUGAACAAUCCCGACAUCCUGGGCUACCAUGUGACACCUGAGGAGUCAGGCAAGAUGCCCAGUGAACUCUUCAAAAAAGCAAUAGCUAAGGUGGUAGAAAAACUGAGACUUACCAACUGCAGUCACGUGCUAUCUACAUAUGAUGCCUUCUCCACCAAGGCAUACCUAGUAAAGAAAGGGAAGCUGAGCCGGGGAGCUGUCCAGAUGAUUGGGGAUGUCUUGAAUGAAGAUGCAGGCUACUACAAAUCUCUCUUGGAGUCCCUGAGGAAUGACAUCAUCUUCUCUAAGUCAGCUGGCUUUGAUGAAAUCACUGGCGGCUUUGAUCAGCUCCCCAAUGCCCUAUACCACACCUUGAAGCCUAACACUGUCUUAUUGGGGGCCACAGUGAGGAAGGUAGAGACAGUCGGGUCUCAGAUCAAGAUUACCUACCAGAAUGGAAGGCAUGACUCAGGCCAGUCCAUCAUCACAGGUGACUUCGCCAUAAUCUCAUCAACAGCCAAGGCCACACGCCUUAUCCAGUUUGAGCCUCCCCUCUCCCAGGCCAAGCAAGAUGCCCUCCGUUCCAUUCACUAUGCCAGUGCAACCAAAGUGGUCCUGGCCUGCAAGGAACGCUUCUGGGAACGGGAUGGCAUCAAAGGUGGGGCAUCCAUCACGGACCUGCCCACGAGAUUUAUCUACUACCCCAGCCAUAAUUUCACUGGCAACAUAGGUGUCCUUUUGGCCUCCUAUACCGUGGGUGAUGAUUCCACCUUUUUCCUGGGCAUUAAACAUGAAAAGGUGGUGGACAUGGUGCUGGGUGACUUGGCAACUAUCCACCGGAGGCCCAAGGAGGAGCUACAGAGACUAUGUCAGACAUCCGUGGUGAAACGCUGGUCACUGGAUCCAUUCUCCCUAGGUGCAUUCGCAGAGUUCACCCCUUACCAGUUUGUUGACUAUUCAGAACAACUCUUCCAGUCUGAGGGCAACAUCUACUUUGCUGGUGAGCACACUUGCCAGCCCCAUGGCUGGAUCGAUACAGCAAUCAAAUCUGGGCUCCGGGCAGCCCGAAACAUACAGGCGGCCAUUAAUGCUGCUGCCACCACCCAUGAUACUGCCUAUGAUACCGACCACUAUGAUACUGACUACGAUGCUCAUGUGGUUUUGGGUGAGGGAUCAUCUCUCUUUCAGGGGAUCAAAGAAAAGUCCUCAAAGGCCUGUUUUUCACAGAGUGAACUUUGAGAGGUGGAGGAUGGAAGGAGGGAGAAAGGAGAGAGGGAAAGUAGGUGAGAUAGGUGUCCAUUAGCAUAACCUAGGGACUGGCGUACAAAGAAAAGAAAUCCAGGUAAACCAGUAUUUAUGGGCAAUUUGCCUAUAAGUUUAUAGGCAAUUUACCAUUACCAUGGAUAAUGCUGGGUAUGAAGAAAUCAAGCAUUAGAGUUUAAUCACAGAAUCAAAAUAACCAAAAGUAAUCUCAGAAGCUGUCUAGUCUGACCCAUACCUCACCCCCCCCCAAAAAAAUCCCUCUUGUUUCUCCCAAGAGAAUCAAGGGCUUGCUUCUUGUUAGGGGCGUCUGUUUGAGGACAGGACAGAGCAAAAGCUUGCCUCUAGCAUAAUUCAAGGAUAAAGGAGCUGGGUAGGGGGGCGUGGGUGGAUCAAUAGGACCUCUAGGAGGGGUGCUGAAAGCAAAUGUUUGAAAUGUGGCUGUGACAGCAGGCCUCCAGCUUAGGGGCAAACAUCUUUCCUAGUAGCCUAAUAACCUAAUAGCUGUGGGCUGAGAGCUACCUAGCCAAGAAGCCCUCUGAAUGGCCUCCAGCUACUUUGGGUGGCCUCAGGGCAGAGAGACAAGGGUAAGAGAUUGUAACAGUUCUUUGCUAUGGGGAACAAUGACAGGCAUGGGAUCUAAGUUUAUCUGGCCAUUCACUUCAUCUCUCUAGCAGAAAUGCCACCUCCCUCUCAUUAAAUGACAUGAAAUAAUAAAUAAGCAAACAUAUCUUUUGGGGACUGAAUAAACUAUAUUUCUUGCA